Molecule: messenger RNA, 1179 nt
Organism: Haliotis rufescens (red abalone)
Lineage: Eukaryota; Metazoa; Mollusca; Gastropoda; Lepetellida; Haliotidae
Exons: 4
Coding region: 1-1179 (392 amino acids)
Source: RefSeq, a predicted model, not a curated record
AUGUGGUCAGUUGAGUGGGAGAUCGAGGGUGUGGUCGGUUUAUGGAUGCUAUCUGAUAGUCGCCCCGUUGCCAACAACCUCCACACAACCGACUCCUACGUCGACUGGGACCUGAGACGACUUCGGGAACGACCAUUUCAUGUUCCGAGGAGGGAGAAAGCUGCAAGAGGCUCCGGAGAAGGGGUGUUCGAAUUGCAUAGGGCUGACGCUACACACAAUGAAGAGAAAGCUGCAAGAGGCUCCGGAGAAGGGGUGUUCGAAUUGCAUAGGGCUGACGCUACACACAAUGAAGAGAAAGCUGCAAGAGGCUCCGGAGAAGGGGUGUUCGAAUUGCAUAGGGCUGACGCUACACACAAUGAGGAGAAAGCUGCAGGAGGCUCCGGAGAAGAGGUGUUCGAAUUGCAUAGGGCUGACGCUACACACAAUGAAGAGAAAGCUGCAGGAGGCUCCGGAGAAGGGGUGUUCGAAUUGCAUAGGGCUGACGCUACACACAAUGAAGAGAAAGCUGCAGGAGGCUCCGGAGAAGGGGUGUUCGAAUUGCAUAGGGCUGACGCUACACACAAUGAAGAGAAAGCUGCAAGAGGCUCCGGAGAAGGGGUGUUCGAAUUGCAUAGGGCUGACGCUACACACAAUGAGGAGAAAGCUGCAGGAGGCUCCGGAGAAGGGGUGUUCGAAUUGCAUAGGGCUGACGCUACACACAAUGAGGAGAAAGCUGCAGGAGGCUCCGGAGAAGGGGUGUUCGAAUUGCAUAGGGCUGACGCUACACACAAUGAGGAGAAAGCUACAGGAGGCUCCGGAGAAGGGGUGUUCGAAUUGCAUAGGGCUGACGCUACACACAAUGAGGAGAAAGCUACAGGAGGCUCCGGAGAAGGGGUGUUCGAAUUGCAUAGGGCUGACGCUACACACAAUGAAGAGAAAGCUGCAAGAGGCUCCGGAGAAGGGGUGUUCGAAUUGCAUGGGGCUGACGCUACACACAAUGAGGAGAAAGCUGCAAGAGGCUCCGGAGAAGGGGUGUUCGAAUUGCAUAGGGCUGACGCUACACACAAUGAAGAGAAAGCUGCAAGAGGCUCCGGAGAAGGGGUGUUCGAAUUGCAUGGGGCUGACGCUCUAGCAGAGUCUAUGAAGCAUCAUACCGGCAAACAGGCGUGUUCCAGCAUACGUUACACCAACCAGGCUUAA